AUGUCUUCCAAAUCCUCUGAGCUCCACUUCGUUUUAAUACCCUUGUUUUUCCCAGGCCACCAAAUACCAAUGGUGGACAUGGGGAGGGUACUGGCUCAACAUGGUGUCACCGUCACCAUCGUCACCACACCUCUUAAUGCUAUCAGGUUCAGGACCAUCAUCGAAAACGAUAUAGCUUCCGGUAGCCAAAUCCGACUUCUCCAACUUCGAUUUCCAUGCACCGAGGCCAGCUUGCCCGAACGCUGCGAGAACAUAGACGCUCUCCCAUCACGUCUCCUGGCCAGAAACUUUAUGGAUGCCAUCGGCAUGUUGCGGCAGCCAAUUGAGCAGUUCAUGGUAGAGACGAAACCGAAACCGAUCUGCAUCAUAUCAGAUAGAAAUCUCCCAUGGACGUUCGACAUGGCUCAAAAGUUUGAUAUCCCGAGGCUUGCUUUCGACGGCACGAGCUGUUUCACCGUCCUUUGCUCGCACUUCAUCAACCUUUCGAAGAUUCACGAGACAGUUUCCAACGAUCGAGAGCCGUUCGUGGUGCCCGGUUUACCGGAUAGGAUCGAACUAACGAAAUCGCAACUGCCUGAGGAGUUCAAUCCAGGACCAUUAGCUUCCAAACACUUGAACGAACACAAGAGAGUUGCAGACAUGGGAUCAUACGGUUUGGUGGUUAAUUCAUUUGAAGAAUUGGAAGCAAAAUACGUUGAAUCCUAUAAAAAGGCAAGAGGUAACAAGAUAUGGUGUAUUGGGUCAUUGUCAAAUUGCAACAAAGGGAAACCAGACAUGGCACGGAGAGGAAACGACGUUGUUUCAGUCGAUGAAACCCAAUGCUUGCAAUGGCUUGACCCAUGGCCGGAAAACUCAGUAGUGUAUGCUUGCCUUGGAACACUAAGUUGUGUUGAACCAAUACAACUUGUUGAAUUAGCCAUUGCCUUAGAAUCAUCAAAGAGGCCAUUCAUAUGGGUCCUAAGAGAAGGAUACAAAUCAAACGAGUUUAAGAAAUGGCUGUACCAAGAAAAUUUUGAAGAGAGAAUCAGAGGAAAAGGACUUUUAAUCCAUGGAUGGGCACCACAACUUUCGAUAUUAUCUCAUAAAGCAAUUGGAGGUUUUUUGACACAUUGCGGGUGGAAUUCGGUGCUCGAAGGGAUAUCGGCCGGUUUGCCGAUGAUAACGUGGCCGUUGUUGGCCGAACAGUUCUUCAAUGAAAAGCUUGUGGCUUCUGUGUUGGGAAUCGGGGAAAAGGUGGGUUCGGAGAUUGCAAUGAAAUGGGGAGAGGAAGAAAAGCAUGGGGUAAUGGUGAUGAAGGAACAGAUUGUGGGGGCCAUUGACAAGGUCAUGGACGGGGAAAUGAUGAGGAAAAGAGGAAUGGAGUUUGGGGAGUUGGCUAGUAAGGCAUUUGGAAACAAUGGAUCAUCUUAUCUUAACGUCAAGCGAUUAAUCCAAGAUAUUAAACAAAUCAGUGGGAAGAAAUUAGGAGAGGCAUAA
Molecule: messenger RNA, 1476 nt
Organism: Hibiscus syriacus
Lineage: Eukaryota; Viridiplantae; Streptophyta; Magnoliopsida; Malvales; Malvaceae
Product: UDP-glycosyltransferase 73C4-like
Exons: 1
Coding region: 1-1476 (491 amino acids)
Molecular function (GO): UDP-glycosyltransferase activity
Source: RefSeq, a predicted model, not a curated record